This is a messenger RNA of Strongyloides ratti, 966 nucleotides long. Its product is annotated as Dehydrogenase/reductase SDR family member on chromosome X. The transcript is spliced from 2 exons. The record is from RefSeq and is a predicted model, not a curated record. Lineage: Eukaryota; Metazoa; Nematoda; Chromadorea; Rhabditida; Strongyloididae. The coding region runs from base 1 to 966 and encodes 321 amino acids.
AUGGCUAAUUUAAUAAUUGGUGUAACACUUUCUGUUUCAGCACUUUAUUUAUUAAGAAUGUUUUUUAAAGGGAAACGUUUUAAUGAAAAUGUGACUGCUGAAAAUAAAGUUAUAGUUAUUACUGGUGCUACUUCUGGAAUAGGGAAACAACUAGUUCGUGAACUUAACAUUAGAGGAGGAAAAGUUUAUAUGUUUUGUCGAGAUGAAGAUAAAGCUUUUGAUGCUAGAUUAUCUUUAAUUAAGUAUGGUUGUGAUCCAACACGUAUGAUAUUUAUUCAAUGUGAUCUUACAAAUUUAUCUUCAAUUAAAAAAUCUGUUGAUCAAUUAAAAAAAGAUGAGGCAGUUCUUGAUAUUCUUAUUAAUAAUGCAGGUAUAAUGUAUUAUCCAAAAUUUGAGUUAACAAUUGAUCAAUGUGAAGUAACGUGGCAAACAAAUUAUCUUGGACAUUUUGUACUUACUGAACUUUUAACACCUUUAUUGCAAAAAUCUAUAGAAGGUGGAAGAAUAGUUAAUGUUAGUAGUGGAUUAGAAAGUAGUUGUAAAGAGAUUAAUUUGGAAAGAAUCAACUCUUCUGAUUAUUUUGAUAAAAAAGAAGCUUAUAAACGAUCCAAAUUAGCACAGAUUAUGCAUGCAAUUGAAUAUACAAGACGUAUAAGAUCAGCAGAUCCUGAUACAAAAAUUACAAUCAAUUCAUGUGAACCUGGUAUUGUAAAUACUAAUCUUUUUAGACAUACAAUAUUAGGAAAUUCCUGCAUCAAUAUUACAACUUUACCAUUUAGAUGGUUUUUUUUCAAAACAUCUAAUGAUGGUGCACAAUGUCCCUUGUUUCUUGCAUUGAGUAAAAAGGUUGCUUCAAUUUCAGGAAAACACUACACUAACUGCUCAGAAAAGUAUGGAAUUAACAUUAUUGCAUCAGAUGCAAAUAAAUGUUCUGAGUUAUAUGAUUAUAGUAUGCAAUACAUAUAA